CAAUUAUCCAAUUUGCUGGUUCUUGUGCCUGUUCCCGAUAACUAGGUACAGUACUAGGAAAACUAGUACCUGACCUGAUCUCGAAACUAAACUUCAAGAUCAGAUGGGAAGAAACAGCUUACUACAGACAUCGGACCGGACGGCAUCUUGAACCCUCCAAUCCAUUGUAACCGUCACAGUGUUGAUUCAGCCCCAGAGAGAAAGGCGGUUUAGGCACCCAAGCCGGCCUAAAUUUCGCGGAAUGCAGCCUGCAGUCUCUCUGUUUUCAACACGCUUCCGAUUUGUGUGCCGAAAGCAAACCUCUGUUCAACUGAUUGUUCUCUCCGCUCAAUUCUGGCCCUCCAGGAAGUGUCACCAAGCGACAGUAGCUGCCCUUAUUUUUAACCAUCUCAUACGCUGGAAAACCCACCUUGACGGCGGCUCGGGCUGUUCAACAUCUGUCAAAAAAAGGCGAAGUUUGGGCACCGAGAAGCAGCUUCCCCCGGAUCUAUCACUGUAUUCAUCACAGUUGCAACCACAGGAAAUUCUGUCUGGACCACUGGGGGAGGACAGGAUAGCUCAUGUGAUUGAUGAGCCUGUACAAUACCUAUUCAGAUUAUUGUCGGCGAAGAGGGUCUCAUCAUUACCGUUCACGAACAUGGACACCUAUCGGCCAUGGGACUGGCGCCAGCAAUGGGGGACGGGCUAUCCCCCUCCGAUACCGAACGAUAUGAAUUCGUUCGCCUACUUCAUCGACCCCAACUCCGGCCGGGGUCAGCCGGUUUCUCAACCCUGUGGCCCUUCAGGUAACCAGCCGCGUCUACAGGACGAUGGCCGAGAGCGACCCCAAGGGUUCUUCCAACACCCGUCACCAGGCUGGCCUGUCCCUCCCACCGGCCAACAACCCCAGCAGAACGACGUCCGGGCUCGGGGUAAAGAGCGGUACCUGACGCCCAGCCAAAGACGUAGACAGCAGAGACAGAGACGACGGGCCAACGAACAAUCGGGAGAACGACGGGCCCCUACCCCAUCUUGGUCAUUUACAGGGCAGGGGUCACUCCCUUUCCCCGUGGAUAACCCGAGCUUUGGCCCUUUUGCCUCCACCAGACCCAUGCGUCGGAACGACGCCCAUUUCCGCACCUCGUCCGAAGUCACUACCACAGCCGUCCUUCCUCCCCGGCCUGUACCACGCGGAAACGGACACCCACCACCCAACCAGGGAGACCGAGACCCGAUCACGCCGCCCUCCGCCGCCUCGGGCGGCAUCCCGGAGCCGACCGCGGCGUACCUAGUGCGCGCCUCCUUUGCCCCUAUGUUGCGGACAUCCCCGCAGCCGCUGCUGGUGGUGAUCGACCUCAACGGCACGCUGCUCCACCGCCCGCAAAAGCGAGCCGCCACCAAGUUUGUCGAGCGCCCCCUCGCGCGCGCCUUCCUGGAGCGCUGCAUCGACAAGCACCGCGUGGUGAUCUGGUCGUCGGCGCGACCCGAGAAUGUGCGGCACAUGUGCGCGCGGCUGCUGACUCCCGAGUACGCGUCGCGGGUGGUGGCCGUCUGGGGCCGCGACCGCUUCGGUCUCUCGCCGAGCGACUACAACCGGCGAACGCAGUGCUACAAGCGCCUCACGCGGCUGUGGGAGGAUUCCGUUGUGCGCGCGUCGCACCCCCUUGCCGAGCAAGGCGGCAUGUGGAAUCAGGGCAACACGGUGUUGAUCGACGACAGCGCUGAGAAGGCUCGCAGCGAGCCGCACAAUGCAGUGACGCUUCCCGAGUUUGUUGGGGAUAUGAAUGAGGAUCCGCAGGUCCUCACGCUGGUGGAGGAGUAUCUUGAGACGCUAGCCUGGCAGACGGAUGUCAGCACAUAUAUCCGGUCGCGACCGUUUGUGGUGGGACGCAGCGGAGCGGCAGUCGCUGUUCAGAAGGAGGGCUGAAACGGAGAUUGGUAGAAGGAGGAGGGAAUUGGGCUUUGUCAAUGCUCUCCAUGCGUUCAGGGGUCUUCAGGGUAUAGAAAGGACAAUGCUGGCUUGAUACCCCUUCUCAUACCACAAAGGAUUCAUAGAUCUCAUGUAGAUGUUAUGUAGAUCUCAACACGUCAACGUCA
Messenger RNA from Chaetomium strumarium, 2076 nucleotides. RefSeq names its product HAD-like domain-containing protein. Gene Ontology annotation, cellular component: TIM23 mitochondrial import inner membrane translocase complex. The record is from RefSeq and is a predicted model, not a curated record. Lineage: Eukaryota; Fungi; Ascomycota; Sordariomycetes; Sordariales; Chaetomiaceae. Bases 242 to 1906 code for a protein of 554 amino acids. The transcript is spliced from 2 exons. Gene Ontology annotation, biological process: protein import into mitochondrial matrix.